Molecule: messenger RNA, 2439 nt
Organism: Sphaeramia orbicularis (orbiculate cardinalfish)
Lineage: Eukaryota; Metazoa; Chordata; Actinopteri; Kurtiformes; Apogonidae
Product: protein TsetseEP
Exons: 2
Coding region: 200-1876 (558 amino acids)
Source: RefSeq, a predicted model, not a curated record
GGAGUAGGCUGGAUUGUGAUAGCGACAGAUGUCUAGAAAACUGUGAGGGGCACUCCUCAUUUACAGCACAGUCCCAGGCUGCACCUCGGAGAGCAGGGGCGGAAUCUGCAGCUGUCACUCCAAAGGUUUACCUCCAUUAGCACAUCCAGAAGGAGCCUGGAAAAGGAGCGGAUCCCUCUGCAGAACUACAGGAACCAACAUGGGAGGCAAAUUGAGCAAGAAGAAGAAGGGAUAUGAUGUGAGUGACCCUAAGGAGGCAAAGGCUGAAGCUGCAGCAGCAGCAGCAGCUAUUACUGCACAGGAGUCGGCUAAAGUGGAGGAUGCUGCCCUGCCCACAGAAGCAGCUUUGAAAGCUGAGGCAGGCAAUGUGGUUGAGGAGGCUGUGGGCUCAGCUGUGGCAGCAGUAAACGAAGCUGCAGGAGUUUCAGAAGAGCCAAAACCAGCAGCUCCAGAAGAACCAGCUCCUGCAACUGCAGAGAAAGCUGCUCCAGUAGAGGAACCAGUUGCUGCAGCAGAAGUAGCAGCUCCAGUAUCAGAGGAACCAGUUGCUGCAGCAGAAGCAGCAGCUCCAGUAUCAGAGGAACCAGUUGCUGUACCAGAGGCAGCUCCAGAAGUAGAACCCGUUGCAGCUCCAGUAGAACUCCCAGAGGCAUCAGCAGCAGUAGAGGAAAAACUAGAGCCUGCAGCUGUUGAGGAACUUGUAACAAGUGAUGCUCAACCUGAAUCAGCAGCUGCUCCUGUGGAACUCCCCACUGAAGAACCUGUGAUAGCUCAAGAGUCUGUCCCAGAACCAGAGGUUGUUUCUGCCAGUGCAGAGGGAGUGCCUGACACUACACCAGAACCCAUUCCAGAGACUGUUACUGAGGCACCGGCCAUUGUGGAAGAGACAGUGGUGUCUGCUACUGUCCCUGAACCUGAGCCAGUGGCAGCUGUAGAGCCAGUGCUAGAACAAGCUCCAGAACCAGAGCAAGCACCUAUACCAGAGCAAGUUCCAGAACCAGAACCAGAACCAGAGCCAGAGCAAGCACCAGAACCAGAACCUGAGCCAGAGCAAGCACCAGAACCAGAACCUGAACCAGAGGAAGCGCCGGUGUCAGAGCCUGAGCCAGAGCAAGCGCCUGAGCCAGAACCUGAGCCAGAGCAAGCACCAGAGCCAGAGCCAGAGCCAGAACCUGAGCCAGAGCCAGCACUGGAGCCAGAAGUAGAAAAAGUACCUGAGCCAGAGGAAGUAACAGAGCCAGAACCUGAGCAAAAGGCAGAUACAAGUGAACCUCCAGCAGAGGAGAGGGUAGAGGAACCAGAGCCAGAAAGCAAAGUAACUUCAUCUGACAAUGCAGAAGUCGUGAUUGGAGAAGCAGAAGCACCUGAAGUCUUGACUGCAGGAGAGGAGACCCCCACUGAAUGUCAGCUUGUAGAGGAAGAAACUGUUGCAACAAAAGUCUCUGGGACUGAGGCAGCUGAGCCGGAAGUAGGAGAACCUGUUCCAGAGAUCGUCAUCUCAGAGUCUGCCUCUGGAAAUAAUGGUGAGUCUGAAGAGGUACCCCAAGCCUCUGUGGAAGAGGUGCCCAGCCCAGAGCCUGUGGCAGAAACCGAGAUUGAAAAUGGAGAAUUAGAGAGCCCUUGUCCUACAGAGGAUGUGGUAGCCGUAGACGCACUCCCAGCGGUGAAUGGAGAGUGUGCAGAAUCUCCUGCCAGCACUACCACAGAGACAGAGGAAUGUGUUAAUGGUAGUGAAAGCCCAGAGGAAACACCUAUCAACAAAGAGCAGUGUGACUUAAAAAAGGACGCAAGUCUAAGUGGGGGUGUCCAGGAGGUUCCUGAUGCAGUGCCUGACAUGGUGGAGGCUGUCAGCACUGAGAUCAGCCAGGCAGUCUGAAAAUAAGCCAUCUUUGAAAUUAAUGUGAAAUCAGUUUUUAGUCCUCCCAUGGUUUGAGAAAGCCAUCAAGGUAUUGCAAACACAGCUAGGCUUUCUGACAUGCUGAAACCACUGCAAUGUCCAUAGUGGUAACUCAGGCAAAAGGAUGUUUUCUUUUGUGUAUUACCAAAAAUGAAAUGCAACACAGUCUGAGCAUGGAAAUAAGAAAGAGAGAGAAAGUGACAGGUGGAACAAGAUAGCGACUUCAGUUUUUUUUUCGAGGGGUCAGAGCAAAAAAAAAAAAAGAGCAUAAACUGAUCAGUGGAGCAAAAAUAUUGGACAGUAAUACUAAUGAAUUAAAUGAAUAUGUCUUUGUGUGUGAGCCAGAUUAUUACAAAGUGGGUUUUGGAACAGCAUUCAUUAAAAGUAUGUUAUCUAAUUUAGAAGUUCAUAUAACCUUUCUAUUAUAUGCAGAGACAUGACAUAAAUGUGUUGGCCUUUUAUAAUAACGGUACAUGUGAGGAUUGUUAAUUUUAAGUUGAUUGUUCGGAAUAGAGAAUAAAAAGAGAUUGUUAUAUCCUACA